UGGCUCCAGUCAUCAUAACAAUAUAGUACAUAGCACCUGGGACUAUCUGGUACCUCCUAGCUCUGCUGGCUGUCUGUCUGUCCUGCUGCAGGUGCUGCUGCAAGCACAGGGCUCCUUCACUUGCUCUUGUUGGAGGCUUCCAGAGGGGCUAACAAGACCGUCCAGAAUGGGUGGAGAGAGGAAGCCUCCGCAAGCUAUGCAAGCCCAGAAACUGGCCGGAAUUUUGCGGGAGGAUAGUGAAGGGGUGUUGGUGAUUGACUGUCGCUCGUUUAACGAAUACAACAACCUUCACGUGAUGGGUUCUGUGAAUCUCUGCGGCUCCAAGCUGGCCCGCAAACGUCUCCUCAAGGAACUGUUAGUGCUGCCCCGUCAUCCCAAGAUUGACCCUUCGUACGAGAAGCAGGUGGUGGUCUACGAUCAAGGGAACCACGAGAUAUUAGCUGGUCAUUUUGUGUCCUUGGUGGUGGGCAAACUGGAGAAGAAAUACAGCUCUGUGUCUUUACUCGAAGGUGGAUUUGCAGAAUUCUCAUCUCAAUUCCCAAAUCUAUGCGAGGGCCGGACGACUUCCAACAUUUUGCACACAAGCAUAUCUCAGCCAUGCCUCUCCUCUUCGACCGUCUCAGUCACUCGCAUCUUGCCGCACCUUUAUCUCGGCUCACAGAAUGAUGUCAUGAACCAGGAGGUGAUUAACCAGAAUGGCAUCACUCAUGUGUUAAAUGUCAGUUACAGUUGUCCAAAGCCCCUCUUCAUUCCCGAUAACCAUUUCCUACGCAUCCCGGUUAAUGACAGCUACUGCGAGAAGAUCCUGCCAUGGCUCAGCGCAGCUGUUGAAUUCAUAGAAAAAGUCGAGCUGGUUAACGGGAAGGUGUUGGUUCACUGUCUGGCUGGAAUCUCGCGUUCAGCAGCCGUCGCAAUUGCGUAUAUAAUGCGGUCAAUGGGGCUCUCUCUGGAUGAUGCUUACAGGUUCGUUAAAGAAAAGAGACCCACCAUUUCUCCCAACUUUAACUUCCUCGGGCAGCUCCUGGAGUAUGAAAUGAGUAUUGCAAAUUCUCAAUCAUCUGAAACCAAAAAAACGUCCCUCACUGUUAGUCCUGUGGAAAGGAAGAGCUUUGAUCACCCAACUGCUCACGAGCAGACAAGUGUGAACCAAACAUGCCAAAAUACCUGCAAUACCAAUGCAAACUCACAGGAAGUAGAGGUAGCCAUUGAUGCCACCAAACUGGAUGAGAACAGUACGAAAGCAGAAUCUGGAGCUACUCUGGAGGGCAGGUUUACCUCCAUGGGAAUUUCUUCAGACCAGCGUCGGGAAAUUAGCAGUUUGAAACGCUCCUUCUCUCUGGACAUCAAAUCUGUGUACACGCCUCUGUCGUCUUCUAUUACAACGCACAGAAAUUUUUACCAACCCUCCAUGUCUCAGCUGGUGCCAUCCCAGUCAAUUUCUUCCAAGCCAAUGGGACUGUGGGAUCGCUUUAUAGGCUUUGGACUCAAUUUUCUGUACUACUAUUCAGAAGAUGAAGAUGCUCAGCCAAAACUUGGCCAGAUGGAAAAGCCAAAUGAAAUCUCAGAAAAUAUCCCAGAAAACUUAAAAAAGCGCAGAGCAAACACAAAAAAGCUUGACGAUGGACCUCAGCGACCAUUUACACUGAACAUUCCAAAUUGUAAAGGCCAAACACUCUUGAAGGAGAAGAACAUGGAAGUGGGCUCUAGAGUCCGAACUAUUUCUCCUUUACCUCUGUGAGGGAAACAUUAAGUUGUCUUCUCCAAAGCACCUCUUUCCAAUGGCUGUGCAUGGGAAAGAACAAUAGGGAUCUAUUCAAACAAAGAAUUUGUAGAACUUGUUGGUUUAUUACCCCAAAUCCUUUCUUUUCCGCAUGCUAAAGAUCCCAGACAGAGGCUUCAGUAGCAUGCUGAAGAAUAACUGUUUUAAAUGUUUCUUCAUAUUGAAUGAACAAAACUGGACAAUGACUUCUUUUGAUGGUGACAACCAGAAUUUGGUUUAGUUUAUAGUGACUUCAAUAUCACCAGUUGGUCAGGAUUAAAAGUCCACCGUCCUAUUUAUAAGGCUUUUGAAAAGCCUGAUGUUUGAUUCUCUUGUUUGCAAUUAAUGAUCUAGAACUUGUAAGAGGCGUCCAGGAAAUCGCAUUGAGGGUACGACACUUUACUGCUUACCUGAGUCUCGAAGGUGGGAUCUGGAAGUUUCCCUCAACUUUCUUUAUCAAUUAGUUCAUAAAUGGUCACUGACCAGAGGAGCAGAUGGCUUUUGUGUACCCAGUAUAACUCCUGCUUUACCCAAUUUUUGUUUGGUUUGUUUAAAAAGAAACAAAAACAUGGAUCGAUGUGGCCUUCCUGCUAGAAGCAUCAACCCGUACCCAGUCCAAAGCAUGGAUUCUCGCAACGAAUGGGCCACAGGAGUUCACCUUUAUGUAUUUGUAGAUUCAAGUUAAGAACAGUGGACAUUUAUUUUUCCUCUAGGUUCUAAGUGAAAUUGUUUUCCUAAAAGCCAAGAUGUGUAUGUGACAAUGCUUUUUACCCUUAUAUCUGUACUUUUUAUUUUAUUUUUUUUGCUGUGAAAUUAUUUAAUUAUCUUCAUGCAUGUUCAGGGUUGUUUUCCCCCUGCAUACGGUUCCUUAUGUGAUCCACCCCUCAGGAUAAAAAGGUCAUUUACUUUAAUGGUCCUUAUUAUAAGCAGGUGGCAAACUGACAUACUCUGACUUGUAUUUCAUUAUUUAUUUAUUACUGUGUUUUUAAUAUCAUCUUGCUUAUGUUUCAUUUUUGAAGCUGCUAUUUUUUUCCCCCCCAUGUAAUGAACCCUUUGAGAGACUGCACGUAGGGCUUUGUUUCCUGCUAAAAAGAGAUUUGCUCCGUAAGAUAAGGUGAUUGUGCGUGUUGCGUGGUCGAGGGUUAUUUAUUUAUUUAUUGGCUCUCUCUUUAAAGGGACACCACCACCAAUGAUACACCAAUUAUUAAAUGAUGCAUUAUAUUAAAUUUCAUUACAAUUAAAGAUCCUGUGUCUAGUAUAUGUCCAACAAAGCUGAACUCUCUUUUAUAAUCAGGGAUGACAAUUAUAACUGAAUAGGCUUUGUAGAUACCAGUGUGUGUGCUCAAAUGGUCUAAUCAUAUAUUCUGAAGAGAAAAAAAUAAAUGUAAUUUUUGAUUUAAAGGAACACUAUAGUCACCUAAAUUACUUUAGCUAAAUAAAGCAGUUUUAGUGUAUAGAUCAUUCCCCUUCAAUUUAACUGCUCAAUUCACUGUCAUUUAGGAGUUAAAUUACUUUGUUUCUGUUUAUGCAGCCCUAACCACACCUCCCCUGGCUAUGAUU
Messenger RNA from Pelobates fuscus (common spadefoot toad), 3319 nucleotides. RefSeq names its product dual specificity protein phosphatase 16-like. The record is from RefSeq and is a predicted model, not a curated record. The transcript has 7 exons. Gene Ontology annotation, biological process: negative regulation of MAPK cascade; protein dephosphorylation. Gene Ontology annotation, molecular function: MAP kinase tyrosine phosphatase activity; protein tyrosine/threonine phosphatase activity; MAP kinase tyrosine/serine/threonine phosphatase activity. The coding region runs from base 167 to 1738 and encodes 523 amino acids. Lineage: Eukaryota; Metazoa; Chordata; Amphibia; Anura; Pelobatidae. Gene Ontology annotation, cellular component: cytoplasm; nucleus.